Molecule: messenger RNA, 597 nt
Organism: Saccharomyces mikatae IFO 1815
Lineage: Eukaryota; Fungi; Ascomycota; Saccharomycetes; Saccharomycetales; Saccharomycetaceae
Gene: REE1
Product: Ree1p
Exons: 1
Coding region: 1-597 (198 amino acids)
Source: RefSeq, a predicted model, not a curated record
AUGUCCGGAUCUGAAAGCACUGCGUUGUCAAGUGGUACAUGGCUCAAUAAACCAAAAAAAGUUACUGAGGAGGCAGGAAAAGUUAGCCUCGAAACAGACGAGAAAACAGACUUCUGGCGUGAAACCUUUUAUGGGUUCACUCGUGACAGUGGUCACUUCUUGGGAGUAAAGACAGGAAGUGCCUUUACUGCACAAGUCCGUAUUCAAGGAAGCUACCAGAGUCUGUAUGAUCAGGCCGGUAUAAUGGUGCGUGUUGACGAAAGUCGUUGGAUUAAGGCCGGUAUUGAAAUUUCUGAUGGAAAAGCAAUGCUAAGCAGCGUUCUAACAAACCAAAAGUCCGAUUGGUCAACAGCUAUCUACGACAAAGACCCCAAAGACUUUUGGCUUCGUGUCACCGUUGAAAAGGGGGUCUUGAGGCUCCAAGUUUCUUCGGACAAAAAGACAUGGCCAUUAGUACGUUUGGCUCCAUUCCCAGUUUCAGACCAUUAUUUCGUUGGUCCAAUGGCCUGCACACCUGAACGUGGCGGACUAAACGUCACCUUUUCAGAAUGGAGUCUCACCGCUCCCUUGGGAAAGGCUUUACAUGAUCUAAGUUAG